UCUGCUUCCGUUAAGAACAGUUGAAUUCGAAAGAUUUUCGAUUUUUCGCUAUAAACAGCAAUCUGCUUCGCCAAAAAUGAUUUUAAUCGAUCAGAAUGUUGGAACAUAUAUAUUAAGAUGAGGGAUGUGGAGGCUGGAAGUAUAGAGUCUAGCCGCAAAAAUGGCUGGACUUUGCCUCUCAAUUCCCUUCAGGUGAUUGCCUGGGUGGUGAUAGUAGUGUACGCAAUCCUACACUUCACCACUUUAGUGCCAGCAAUCCACUCUUCAUGGCAACCUGCAGCUUACAUUGUGCCUGGGUUGAGUCUUGUUGUACACUUGAUUUGUCACAUUGUGUCCAUUUCCAUCGACCCUUCCGAUCCUUCCGUGCUCGCCAAGAAAUACCCGAAACUCAAGUUUGACAGGUCCAGACACAAACAUGUGAUUGAAGAAUGCCACUGUCACAUCUGUCAAGUUGAUGUUGGAGGCAAAUCAAAGCACUGUGGGGUUUGCAACAAGUGUAUAAGCAACUUUGACCACCAUUGCAAAUGGCUCAACAACUGCAUCGGAGGACGUAACUACCGGUGGUUUAUUGCAACCCUGGUGACAGCGAUUGUGGCCCUUCUUCUGGUGUCUGUCCUUGCCAUGGUGGAGUUUAUCGUCUACUUCACGGACCAAGAUGAUCGCACAAUCCUGCAGCCUUUCAGAGAGCUGAACAGCACCCUGCCCCAUACAGAUGCAGAUAUCCAAAUCUUUUAUCAGUCUGUAAUGCACGAGGGCUGGCUCGCACUUUUGGCUAUUUACUUCGUCCUUGGCUAUAUUGCUGUUGCCUUGGUUGGGCAUCUGUUUGGCUUCCAUGUCUAUCUCAUUUGCAAGAACACCAACACGUAUGACUACAUCAUUGCUCAGAGGGACAUGGAAGAACGCAAAGAGGAUGAAAAACUUGCCAAGGAUCGCAAGAGCAAGCGGAACCAGGUUAAGCCUAGCACAGGCAGUCGUGCCAGUAAGGAUUCUGAGCGUGAUGGGAUGCCGACAAAGGAUUAUCAGAAAAUCCUUGAGGAAGCUGAACAAGAGGGCCGCUCCUCUGGUGAGACUCCACCUCCCUCUACAUUGCCCUACCACACAGAGAAGAAUAACAACAACAACAACACCAAUCUGAUGAUGGAGGAUGAGAAGAACAAGGUUAAGAGGCUGAGGAAGAAGAAGAGAUCUUCCAGCCAGUCUGGUUCACAGGCCAUCUCCACUGUUGACAAUCCUCGCAUGUACAAAAACAAGGGCUACACAAUAUCCAGUGUUGACAUCCCAGACGCCAUGGAGGCUCCCCACAUUGUGCCUAUCCGCGAGCCGACCCCCCGGGGCACUGGACCUGCCCCUGAGUACCACACUGACUCUGCCGACUCUCUCCUUGAAGUGCCAACUGACAAGUCUUUCAGCAUGUCUCUGAUCAGUGGCGCAAGGACCACUGACAAGUCAUUCAAUGCUGCCUCUGCAAUCGGAGGCACUGGGGUCAGAAAGAGCAAAAAGAAAAAGAGGCGGAAAGAUUCCAUUGUUCACAGCGACGAUGAUGAUGAGCUCAACACCACCACCCUGUUUACGGUGAACAACAGCGCCAAGUACAACCCAGACGGCUCUCUUCAGUAUGCUGACUUCAGGGCCCUGCCCCUCACCCCCACCUCGUUGCGCAGGCAGCAACAGCAGCAGCAGUCUGCUAAAAACGCCCUGGAAGUGCCGCCUCUCGACUUUACCACGCUGCGAGGUAGCCAUGAGAGUGUGACCUUCCAGCCUUACACAGCCACUAUGCGCUCCACCGACACCGUGCUCACUACGGAUCGCCUCCUACCGCCCCUUAAGGAGGAGAAGCGACGGACAAAUUUGCAGCCCGUCACAGACACUGAAGUGUAGAGUGACCUAGCUGCUUUUCACGCAUGUGCCUUUCUUCAGACAACAUAGAUGACACAGAUUUUUAAUUUAAUAGACUUGAAUAGACUAUACUUCAGACAGUUUUUUUGAGGCAACACUGACAAAACAGAAGUUCUUCAAUUUUACUCGACAUCAGACAGAAAAAAACAACAUUUUUUGUAAUGAAAUGGAUUUUCUUGGAAGAAAAUUGAUCACCCAAGUUCAGGAGACUGGUCAACAUGUACAGACAAUGCCCUUCAUUGGAACUCUUUUCUCUAUCUCUCUUUCUUCUCUUUUCUCUUGUUUUUGGAACGUUUUCUAAAAUUUGGCUUGGUUUUGUAAAAUUUGUGGAUUUUUCAGAGUCCAUUUGAUAUGGCGUGCACCCUGCUUUUAAAGCAGGAAAGAAAAAUACAAAAAAAAAAUUACAAAUUUUUGAAAAUAACCAAAAAAAAUACAUAAUUUUAAAAAAUACAAAAAAAUAUACAAAAUUUGUAGAAAAAAAAAACAGAAACAGUUUUUUUUUAUUUUACUUUAAGCUGUUUUGGAACGUUUUCAAAAACUUUCUAUUUUUUCAAAUAAAAUCUGUUUCUACACUCCUGUCUUUCUGUAUUUUGUUCAAAAUCCAAGCAUAUUAGAUGAAGCCUUUGCUAACGAUAUUUGCAAGUAAAUAUUCUUUUGAGGUAGCAGUACUUUUCAAUUUAUGGAUAACAUACAAAUAAUGGAAGCAAUCAUAAGCUAAAAAGAUAUUUGAAUUUUAUUUCACAUCUUAAAAUUUAGUGAUAGUUCAAAAUAAUACGUAGCUUGCUUCCUCACCAUUUUAUUUUUUUUGAGAAAUUUAUUUUACUCAUCAAGUUUUAACAUACUUUUUUUUCUUCUGUUUCUCUAAUUAUUUAACUCUCCUAUUUCUCACCUUUCCUUUGAGGCAUUGGAAUUAUUUUGGUACAUGUAUAUUUUUAUGCUAUUUAAGGUUGACUAUUUUUCCAAGAGAAAAGUCCAGUCAUCAAAAGUAGAUGAAUCAUUUUAAAUGAGCAACCAUUUAUCCUUAGACAAAUGCUUGUCAUAAAUUUGAGCAACCCCUGAUUAACCUUUUUUAAUGUAUACAUAUUCUUAAUUUGACAAUACGCACCUGUAUAUCACAUAACUCCCACUAAAAGAGUUAUUCCCCUUGGUGAAAUUAAAAAAUAACCGUCAAGAACUGGUAUUGCCUUGAGGAGCUCUAGGAUUAUACCAUGUUCUGUUCUGAAGUGUCAGGAGAAAGGCAUUAUGUGGUUUUAAAGAUGUGAAAGCCGUGUGAAACAAAUCGUGCAGGGAGACAGAACUGUUACUGUUUGGGGCAAUGGUGCUUUAUUUAUUAACACAACUGUACAUUAACCUGUGUCAUAUCUUAAUUUAUUCAUUUAUCAUUCCAGACUUUCAUUUCAUUUGACUGUAAAGAUGUGAUAUGUGGAUCUUUAGAGCUAUGACCAGCAGGAAUGGGUCUUCUCGUAACAAUCAUGACAUAUAGAAAGAAAUUGGAUGUCUUAGGAAAGUUGCCAUUUUUCUAAUUUGAAUAUAAAGAAAACUAACAAUAUUUUUACACCAAAUAUAUCAAAAUAAGGAAGAAAAUGGUCUAUACAAUAUAUGCAUAUGAAUAUAUUUGAAGAAAAGUAGAGGGUAUUCUAAACAAUUGUCAAAAAUUAUGAAAUUUCACUUAGUUGAAAAAAAUCACUAAGACAAUGAAAACAGCAUCUGUACUUAAACUAUGAAAAAGAGUGUCUUUUACGAGACAUAGUUUUAAUAUGGUGAUUUGUGUUUAGAUAUAUAUUGUUUUUGAGAUUUACACUACUAGAUCUAUCUUUCCUUGGUGUGAUUCCCUGCAAAGUGUUCGAUUUUUUACAGAAAGGAUGUAUUGUUGAUUUAAGUGCUCUGUAAUUUUGUGAUAAACUGGAUUUAACUCCAAGAUGAUGAUGAUGAUGAUAAUGAUGAUAUUUUCGGAAUAUAUUCAAUGGUAAGAAGUGAAGUUUUGAAAAUACUAUUUGAAUGGUUAGUUUAAGUUGAUACUAUCAAAUGCAUGCGAAUGUUUUCAAGAUUAAAAUGUGCAUUUUAGUUUAUAAUAUGUCAAAGAUGAAGCAAAAGAGUGCUGUGGAUGAAAUGAGAUAGUGAUGUUUCCAUUUUAGCGAGGUUUCGUGCACCAUAAGGCAAUCAAAGUAUUUUUAUAUAUUUUUCGAAAUGUUCUUUCCUUCUCAUUAUUGUUAUGACAUACGUCUUUUGUUAUCCUAUCUCCUGGGUAAAAUUUGUUUUUUCUGUGAACAUAGAUACCUCAGCAUAAUAUAAUUUCCCAGACAACGUCACAUACAAAAUGUUAAAAUGAUGAAAUUAGAAUGAAAGUGCUACUGAGACCGUCAUUUAAAUUUGACUUUUGAUGAACGUCAAUGAAUCCGAAUUUUUAUACUAUUGCUCAGUAUCUUUGUUUUAACAAGCCCUGCUAUAUAGAAUUCAAAAUUUGAGCAGGCCUGGAAUACAUUUUACUAGUGCAGGGCUUGCGGGCUUGUGUUAAUUUCGAACACUGCUAAGGCCCUUAAUUACAAAAUAUUUUCACUUUCGAACACUGCUAAGGCCCUUAAUUACAAAAUAUUUUCACUUACAUAAUUGACAUAGGAUGUUUAAUGGUUGGAUGCCAGAAAAAUGGUUGGUUAUAUCGAUAGUUGAAAUCAUGCAAAACAAUGAACAAAUGCUGCUCUAUAUAGAUUGUUGUUGAAGAAUAUUCAAUUAUUGUUAUAUAUUUAAAUAGUUUGAGUGUGGGACCAGUUUUUGAUGUUUUGUCAUUAUAUUAACUUCUUGGGUAUGUAUCAUUGACAAGUUGAAUCUCAAGGAUUUUCUGAUAUGUCUUAAUAAUUACAUCUGUGUCAUACAAACUUACAAAACAUGACAAUAGUAGUGACAAUACUUUAUGGUAGAUAUUUGUCACGUCACAUGAUUUUGUUUUGAAAGAAAUAUUCCCUGUUUCAUACAAAAUCCAUUUCGCAAGCAGAUAACAAUUUGUUGAGCACUAAUUUUCGUAAAAAAUUUCAAAACAAAUUUUCCUGUGAAACAACACAAAAUGCAUUGUCCUUGCCAAUUGCUUUAAACAUGACUAAGAUUCCUAGAAGUAGAUUUUUUCUCUUGAUUAUCAAGAAAACUUACUUAUUUUUUUCAUAGUCAUUGGCUAUUAAAGAUAGGUGAAACUAAAAGAAGAGCAGUUUUAUGAAAUACUAUAUUAAAGGGUUUAGUCACCAGACAAUAAAAUUGCAAGAAGAAAGAAAAAUGUCAAAACUUAUAUUGUUUUGUACAAUGCAUUGAACCUUACAACCUACGACACAUAUGCAUCUUUCACAGUUCUUGAGCAUUUUUCCAAUUCGAAAUUUACUGAGGUUGUCUACCAUGUUAACCCAAGUAAGUUAAAAAAUUCAUCAGUAUAUUUAUCUGUACUCGUAAACAUAUAUGAUUAUAACUCGGAAACCAUUUUGUGCUAUGUUUUUUUAAACAGAAAAACAUAGAUGAGACAGCAACAUGAUUCUUAUAUUUUUAUAUAUUUUCUUCUGAUCAUGUAAAAUGAUGUAUUAUCGGCCUCCUAAUAGCUCGCAUUAACCAUUAUAGGCUUGUUUUGAGGAAAUACUGUAUUUGAUGAUUUUGAGAACAUCUGGUGUCUAGUCCCUUUAAAAUAUCAUUGUUACAUUUUUAGGGCAUUUGAUACCGAAAAUAAUUAUGUUUAUUGAGAGUUAUCAUGUGAACAUGAAUGCCAAAUUUGUUGAGUUUUUGACAUUUGUUUUGUUUCCUAGCUACUGUGAUAAAUAGUGAAGUAGUAUUAGUUUAUUAAAGAUAGAUCUGUACAUAGAAUGUUUUUAAAUGAUUUUAAAAAAAAAAUAAUUAAAUUUGAUCAUACCAUUUUUGACUGCUUUUAAAGAUUGCUUUAUUUAGAAUUAAUUUUUAACUCAUCUGAUUAUCAAAAAAAAGAAGUUGAUGUAUUGUCAUAGCCUUUGUGUUGAUGUUGAGGUCGUAUUAAGUGCAACAACUUGGCCAGAACUGUAAAACCUUCAAAUGAAACUUGGUAUAAAUGAUGCCAGAGACAGAACACACAUGUUAAACAAGGCCCAUAACUCUGAUUUUAAUAAUUGUUGUGUCAUGCCCUUGUAUAACUAAAAAAAGAAAAACAGACAAGAGUUGAUAUUAUCUUGGUUGGCUUUAAUAUUUUAUCGUUGGGUUUUGACUUCUUUUAUAAAUGAAAUUACUUCAAUUAAUUUGUUUUAAUAAUAAAAGCUCCUAAUUAGGUUUGUUCCAUGAAAGACCUUUUUAGUGACCUAAAAUGACAUUAAAAUUGACUUGCAGAUUUUUGAAAUUAGCAUUAUUUUAUUUUAAGCUAAAUUUAUGUUAUUGUCAGUCAGUGUUUUAACAGAUGAUAUUUUGUUCAUAUUUUAGGGGCUUACUUACUUUCCGUCCACUGUAUUUACCAGACUAGUCCCUUUUUUAAAAAGAUUUAUCAUUGACAUAUGCACUUUAUAUUGUAUAUAGCUAUAUAUUAUUGUGAUAUUCAUAGUUUGCACAGUUUUCUUUUGAUUUGAGUGGGGAUAUACAAAAGCAAUUUUUUGUAAGUUGAAAAUUUCAUUGCAAUUACCUGUGAUUUUUCAAGUGGGCUGCAUAGUUUCAGCCCUAUUGUCAGAAGUUUCAAAAUGAGUACACAACUGAUUAAAUUUAACUAUGUUAGAGAAUUUUCAACAUGGAUUUUAAAGAAUUAUGAUGAACAAUUUGCUUAUUAUUCCAGUGUUUUUUUUCAUACUAAUUAGGGGACAAAAUUUGGCCCCACUUCCAAUGGUCGAUCAUAUUAUUUUUUUGCAAACGAGAAAAUUAAUUUAAAAUUUCUGUUUUAAAAAUGUUUUAAACUGUUUUUAGAAAAUGGUGAAAAAACAUAUGGUUAUUUAACAAUGAAUAAUAAAAGUCUUGCCUUAAAAACAAAUAUUUUAACAUUUUUUUAUAUUUUUAUUUGGUUAAUAGUUGUCAGCAUUAAUGUGUAAAAAUAUGGAAAUGAAAUUUUUCAUAUCAUCUUUAAAUGUCACUGCACUCAUGUUCUUCAAACACUUCUAAAUCAUGUCAUUUUAAGGUAUCGGAAAUACAAUUGUGUGGUUUUUGGACGCCUGAUGACGCCCGAUAUCAUUUGAAAAGGUUUAAUGUGUAGAGAAAGUAUUAAUGUAUAUUAACAAUUAAAACAAGUAUUCAUGUAUAUCAAUUAUGAACACCAUUUAUAUUUUUACAAAAACAUUUAUUUUGAUCUUGAAAAACUGCCAGCUCAAGAAAUAUUUCAAUUAACAGAAAGGAUGUAAAAACAACUGCAGUACUUUAUCACCAAUGUAUUUUCAGUGAUUUAGUUUUCAGAUUAAGUCCAUCAGCAAGCAAUACCCUUUUUAAUGAUACCAAUAUUAAAUGGGGUCACCAGACAAUGUAACAUAAUUGCUUAUGGCUGGAUGAAAUGACCAUUGUAUUUGUACUUUUAAUUCAUUCAGAAUUUGGCUGUUUUUCUACAACAACAUUCCAAUGCGUUACGAUAUUUUUUAUCUUUGAGACUGGUAUGGUAGUAUUCAAUAUACAAGUUAACCUUAUUGUCAUGCAUCAUUGACUUCAUUCACACUAUAGGUCAGUUAUAAAUAACAAGUAAUCCGAUUAGCUACAUCAUUCUAAGAGUAAUUAAGACCAAUAUUGAAUACCAUUCCUGGUUUCUUAUUAAUUUCACUGAAUCGAAAGAGAUUUUAUAGUUUUAAAAGUUCAUUUUAUCUCUCUCUCAAAUUCUUAGAUUUUUAUAGACUCUAAAUAGGGCAUUUUAUAAGAAUAUUUGUGCCUGGAAACCUUCCCGUCCCUAUGGCUACCAUAAGAAGAGCUCAAUUCAUAUUUGACUAUGGUUAUGUUCAUGACUAUUAAGUUCGGUUCUCGUCCUAUUUCAAACAACUGUUUAGGUCUUAUCAUUCUCUUCAUGAGUACAUUGAAUGUACACAUUAUUUUAAGGAACUGUGUUUAAUCAUUGUUAUGAAGACUUGUUGUGAUGUUCAUGUUUCUUGUCAUAGUAAUCAGGUCACUGUAAAUGUCCAUUAAGUUUUUAUUGUGUUUUAUAUUUUCUGGUUCAAAACCAGAACGGAUAGUAGAAAAAAAUAAAUGGAGAAAACUUGAGAA
Mya arenaria is the source of this 8049-nucleotide messenger RNA. RefSeq names its product palmitoyltransferase ZDHHC1-like. The coding region runs from base 118 to 1878 and encodes 586 amino acids. Gene Ontology annotation, cellular component: endoplasmic reticulum; Golgi apparatus. NCBI's taxonomy places the organism in Eukaryota, Metazoa, Mollusca, Bivalvia, Myida, Myidae. Gene Ontology annotation, biological process: protein targeting to membrane; peptidyl-L-cysteine S-palmitoylation. The transcript has 10 exons. Gene Ontology annotation, molecular function: protein-cysteine S-palmitoyltransferase activity. The record is from RefSeq and is a predicted model, not a curated record.